This is a messenger RNA of Blepharisma stoltei, 1340 nucleotides long. The record is from the annotation of a GenBank genome assembly. NCBI's taxonomy places the organism in Eukaryota, Ciliophora, Heterotrichea, Heterotrichida, Blepharismidae.
AUGAUAUUUUAUUAUUUCUUUGCUUUAAUAUCAAUAGCUAUUGCAUGCUCGUGGGAAGAUUCUAACUCCCCCCUUUAAAUUGGAACAAAAACAUUGGUAAAAUUUGCAUUUUUUGGACUUAACAAAAUUUGUUUUUCAAUAGGAAAAUUUUAUCGAUGAAAUUAAUAAUAAUUUUAUAAAAUUAGAUGUACCUAUAUAAAUAGACAAAAUCAAGUAGAAUUUAUUUAAACAGUUCUCACAUUAAAUCGAUUAAUUUUUUUAUUUAAUUAUUAAAAAUAAAUUAAAAUUCAAAAUUGUGCUCAGUUUAAAUUUUGAAGUUGGAAAUGCAAAUUUUUAUUAACCUAAUUUAAUAGACGAAAAGUAAGAAGAAAUUUAUUUAAACAUUUUUCAAACUGAAUCUAUUAAUUUUUUUAUUUAAUUCUUCAUAAAUAAAUUAAAUUCAAAGCAUUGUGCUCAAUUUAUAUUUUUUUUAAAAUUUAAAAAAAAAUUAUAUUUAAUUUUUUCUUUAAAAAAAUAAAUCACCCCCUUUGAAUUGGAACAAAAGAUUCUGUUCCAAUUUAAAGGAGGGAGUAAGUAUGUCAAAGACUUUUUGCAAGACAAGCUGGCACCAUUGAUGAAUCAAUAUAAAGUGAAAAGUUAUGAGCUCCCUGAGGAUUGUCCAUUUAAAAAUGCAGAGCAAAGAGAUUUGUUUAAAACUUAUGAAAAAACAAAGAAAAGGAUCUCCCAAGCAACGUGGGAAUGUGAGAUAUGUCAUAAACAAUUUUCUAAAGAGGAAGGGCUGGAGAAGCAUAUAGAAAGGACACAUGCAGAAGAUAGUAAUAAAUCAGUAUGCUUACCCUCUCUCCGUGAACGACUAAAUUUUUUUUGGUAAUUAUUGUAAUGAAAUCUCUUACCAAUUGUAUUAGAUUUAACCAACUUACAUUCUAAACCAUCUAUUUAUUAAAUAAAAUUAAUUUUUCGUUUGCAAUUUUGUGAAUCGGAACUUUUUUAAAAUUUAACUUUGUGAGUGAGCAAAAAAAUUAUUUUGCUUUCUCAAAGGGGAGUUAGGUGAUUUUUGUUAUUUUUUGCCUUGCAAGGAAGGGUACAGUGGAGUUAUUUCAGAUCGAUGCGAAGCGAUUAUGGAUAAAUGUUUUGAUGAAAGCUUUUUUAUUGUUGCAAGAGAAUUGUGUUAUGUUAAUUAUGAUGAAGAUUGAACUAUAGAGUUUAGUCAGCCAAUUAAUAUUUCACUGAUUGUUCUUACGAGUAUGGGAUGCUUUGUUUAUUACAUUAUUCUGUGGUCGGAGUUUGAAGGGUAUCAAAGAGACAAAAAACGAAAGACAAAGGGACGUAAAAACGAUUAA